Molecule: messenger RNA, 4594 nt
Organism: Alligator sinensis (Chinese alligator)
Lineage: Eukaryota; Metazoa; Chordata; Crocodylia; Alligatoridae
Gene: ZCCHC2
Product: zinc finger CCHC-type containing 2
Exons: 13
Coding region: 37-2619 (860 amino acids)
Molecular function (GO): nucleic acid binding; zinc ion binding; phosphatidylinositol binding
Source: RefSeq, a predicted model, not a curated record
UCCCCAAUACAGAACGACUUUUCCCAUGCUGACUGCAUGCCAAGUAAUGAGAACAGUUUGCUGGAACGAACCGCAGCACCUCGUGACGGACUUCCAAUGAAUUCCCAUAGACCUCAGUGGGAAGCUGUACAUAUUGAGAAGAUAACACUGAAAGGCAUACCAAGGAAAAGGGCUGACAAACAUUUGGAAUACACCUUUAAAGUAACCUGGUCUGAUCUUUCUGUAACAUGUGUAACAAAAACACACCAGGAGCUGCAAGAAUUCUUAUUAAAACUUCCAAAGGAGCUGUCUUCUGAAGCGUUUGAUAAGACUAUUUUACGGGCACUAAAUCAGGGUUUUCAGAAGAGAGAAGAAAGGCGCCAUACAGAUCUGGAGCCCAUAGUAAGGCAGCUAUUUUCAAAUACAUCUCAAGCUUUUCUGCGGAGUCAGAGAGUGUACAAUUUCUUCCAGUCAGUUUCAUCAGAAUCUUUGCACACUCAUGGUAAUUUACAGCCUUCUUUGAAAACCACUAAGAUGUCAGAACACUUCAAGGAGGACAGUUCAGAGGCUUCCAGUCAGGAGGAAGAUGUCAUGCAACAUGCAGUGGUUCAUAAGAAACUUAAUGGGAAAAGUCCUGUCGCCAACACAACUAGCAGUACAAAAUGCUCUUCUUUGGAUGGCCUUAGCAUACAGCACUCUGAACAGAAUGGGGUAAUAGACUGGGGAAGAAAAAGCUACAGCAUCCAACAGCACGCAGAGCACUGUACAAACUUACUUGACCAGCAUGCAGGAGAGAAACGAAGUUUAGCUGCAAUAAACAAGAAGGGAAAGCCACAGCUUGAAAAAGAGAAAAUAAAGAAAACUGAAAGCAGAUUGAGCAAUAGAAUAAAUGGAGUAAGAAUUGCAGCCACACAGCACAUCCGUUCAGGGGCAGUGAAAGAUCUGAAUUUGGAUAUUGGUUCUGGACAUGACACGUGUGGAGAAACUUCUUCAGAAGGUUACAGUUCUCCUUCUAGCCCACGGCAUGAUGGGAGGGAAGAAAGCUUUGAAAGUGAAGAAGAAAAAGACAGAGACACAGACAGCAAUUCUGAAGACUCUGGGAAACGAAAUGCAACCAGGUUUACAGGUUAUGGUACUGUCGAUCCAUCGAAUAUCAACAAAUCGGUUUCUCAGAUUUCUUCAGCAAGUAAUGAAAAUGGAAGCACUUCAGAGGUUCCUUUGAAUUCUAAGUUUCAGCAUAUUUCCUUUAUGUCUGCCUUACACUGUGUGAUGCACAAUGGUGCCCAGAAGCCUGAAGCGGUAGUCCCACCACCCAUAUCUGCUGACAGUAAAACAAUGGAGAUGCUUGUUACCACUCCUGUUGCUACAUCACCACUAAGAGAAUCUGCAAAUCCAACUCCAGGCGGAUUGGGGUCAGUGACUUCUGGUGAAUCUGAGAAACGCCUUGAGCUGUUGGCUUCCCCUCUACAAGUCCCACCUACUUUCCUUCCCCAACCUGGUAGCCCAGCUUUGCACUUGGCAAUACAGAGACUGAAAAUUCCCUCUCCACAGGGAUCGUCAGAGAGUUGCACAGUUAAUGGACCACAACAGCCAACAGGAAACUUAAGCAUUGGAUCACCAAAUACUGCCUUUAUCCCAGUCCACAACCCAGGUAGUUUUCCAGGAUCCCCAGUUCCUACUACAGAUACCGUCACAAAACCUGCAGCCCAGGUGAUAGGACUGAAUCAAAUGGUGCCUCAUAUUGAGGGAAACACAGGAGCAAUCCCUCAGCCUACCAGUCUUAAGGUAGUUCUUCCAGCAGCUGGUCUUUCAACAGCCCCACCGCCACCUCCACCAGUUUCAUAUCCUUUGCCAGGCAGUCCUCAUGCUACCAGUGUGUUGCCCAACCAGAAUACAAAUGUGCUAAAUACUGUAGCAACUUCAUCACCUCCUCAGUCAGCUAGUCUAGGUGUUGGCCAGAUCCAGUCCUCUGUUCCUCCUGCAAUACCUACCCAUACACCAGGCCCUGCCCCUAGCCCAAGCCCUGCUUUAACACACAGCACUGCACAGAGUGACAGCACAUCCUAUAUAAAUGCUGUUGGAAACACUAACACUAAUGGAACUAUAUUGCCACCCCAGCAGUUGGGGUCAGGGACCUGUGGGUCUUGUGGACGUAGAUGUAGCUGUGGGACCAAUGGAAGCCUUCAGAUCAGUAAUUAUUAUUAUCAUAACCCACUUCAUGGACAAGUCUACAGAGUUCCACCUUUCUUCCCUCUGCCAUCUCUUUGCAAUGGCAGCUACCUCAACCAAGCACAUCAAAGCAAUGGAACACAACUUCCUUUUUUCCUGCCUCAGACUCCAUAUGCAAAUGGGCUUAUGCAUGACCCAGUAAUGGGGAGCCAAGCCAACUAUGGUAUGCAGCAGAUGGCAGGAUUUGGGAGGUUCUAUUCAGUAUAUCCAGCACCUAACGUAGUUGCCAACACAAAUGGAUCAGGGCCCAAGAAGAAUGGGAAUGUUUCAUGUUACAAUUGUGGUGUAAGUGGACAUUAUGCGCAGGACUGUAAGCAGUCAUCCAUGGAGGCCAAUCAACAAGGCACUUACAGACUGAGAUACGCACCUCCCCCUCCCCCUUCCAAUGAUACGUUGGAUUCUGCAGACUGAAACAAGUAAACAUUGCCUACUUAAACUGAAGCUGGGAAAUUGUGGGGCAGGGGGGAGGGUUCUUUGACCUUGUGUUUGGGACAUUCCCAGUUUUAUAUUCUUUUUGGAAUUUUUCAUUGCUUUUGCACCUCCGUUCCAAUACAAAAGAAGAAAGCUGAGUCCCCGGUCUCCUGGUUCUACAAGUCUUGCCUAAUGCAUGUAAUUCAAACUAACAGCCAAACAAUCAAAAAGAGCAUUUGAACCAUACUUUUGCACUGAAGACUUGAGACAUGUGCAAUGUUUACUACAUUUAAAAAAAAAAAAAAAAAAGUCCUCUGACCUCUGACAUCACUGAUGGAGCAGCCAUAUGGUGAAAGAAGAAACUUAGUCAUAUUUUCCCACAAUCUUUCCCCCCUCCUCAUUCUCCUUAUGCUGCUGGUUUUCUUUUCUCACCCUCACUUUGUCCACAUGGUUUCAUUGCACUGAACAAGUGUUUGGCUGUUUAUACAGACCUUGUCCAUAUUCUAAAUCAUUACACUCCUAAACUGAGGGAAAACUGUUUACUCAUUGUAUUAGGGGAGACUACCAAAACACAGAAUAGUGUAUAUGUACUAUAUUAUAGAUAAUACAUAUACAUAGCUGUUGUGAGUCUCAAAUCAACAAAUUACUUGGUAUGGGAAGGAGUUGAAACUGUGUGGACUUGAAAAGAUUUAUGAAAAUGAACACAUUUAAAAAAGAUUUUACAUCCAUUGUAGCUUUUUAGCCUCUUUUUUCAGAGAUAGUAAAAAACAAAAAACAAACCUGGUAUGAAUGUUGUAAUCAGCGUGUUUGCAUUUGUAAUGAAAGUUGACAGCAAGGUCGUUCCCUUUUUUUAAGCUAUUCGACUUCCGUGUCAACACAGAAUGAAUGUUAUUUGAUUGAAGUUUUUUUUUUUUUUUUUUUUUUUCCCCUGAACUGUUACAGUGUUGCAUUGUAUUGAGAAUGUAAAUGGUUUAUUUCAAACUGAACAAAAAUUAAGAUUUUCUACAAAAUAAAGUCAGGUAUUGGUAUAAUUAGAACCUGUCUACCAAAUAGCAAAGUCACUAUUUUAUAACAGUUCACCACUAUGCGUGAUUAUGGUAUAAUGUGAAAGACUGAAAUGAGUGCUAAGAUGGUAUUAAUCAUGUCACUAAGUUUAAUGCUGCUGUAUUUUUUUUAUUUUAUUUUUUAAAGCCAAUAUAUGUACUAAAUUGCUUCCAGGUAAUAUUUGAUUUCCUAAAGUGCACUGAGGUUAUCUGGAAGAUGAGUGUAUUUUUGACUGCUGCAUUCAACACCGAUGAACAACUACCACUGUAUUAUCCAUAGGAUUCUGGCAUUCCUCGCAGUUCAUGACAGAAGCAAAAGGAGGGUAUUUUUGUUGUUGUUUAAGACUAGUAUGCAGUAGAGGGACAUAAGUAAAAUUCAGUCUUUGAUUCAGCUGGCUAAUAAUAAAUUUGCUAAACAAAAAAAAAAAAAAAAACUUGAAGGGAAAAAAAAAGCUUGAUUACUACAUUUGUUCAUAGGUAGCAUUUAUAUUUAUAGCACCAGUGUACAUUUUGAAACUUUUCUUUGGGGGAGGGAGGUAGAUGAAAGCUUUAAUUUAAAAGGAGAAAGUUUAAGUAGUAAAUGGAAAUUAUUUUGAUUAAAUAUUUUAUUUGAUCUCGGUAUUUUUGGACCACGAUAAAUGAAUUAACUGCGUUGGUGAGGGUGUUAAAGCACCAAUGGGCUCGCAUUGUGAAUUACCUGCCAGUUGUACUUUACGGAACUUAUUUUAUGAUUUAAAAUACUGUACUGUAAAUAGGAGGUAUGUUACCUUCUCUUUAUUUGUAUGUUUACCAUAUACUUUGAUAUUUGAAAUGUACUGGAAAGGUCACUUAUAUUUCUAGAAGAGAUUGGAUUUUAUGCAACCUUUUUUCCUUGAAUUAACAGCAAUAAAAAAAGAAAAAAGCAUCUGUCUGCAAGUACUAUACUUAAUCCU